AUGAAUGUUGAUAGAGAUGAAAAAGAAAGACACGGUAUCAGAACACCUGAUCCAGAACACAAUGUCACAACACUUGAUCCAGAACACAAUGUCACAACACCUGAUCCAGGACACCACAUCACAACAUUUGAUCAAGAACACAGUGUCACAACAAUUGAUCCAGAACACAAUGUCAUAACAGUUGAUUCAGAACACAGUGUCAAAAGACUUGAUUCAGAACACAAUCUCACAACACUUGAUCCAGAACAAAGUGUCACAACAUUUGAUCUAGAACACAAUGUCACAACACAUGAUCCAGAAUACCAUGUCACAGCACUUGAUCUAGAACACAAUGUCACAGCACCUGAUCCAGAACAAGAUGUUGCAAUACUUGAUCAAGGACACAAUGUCACAACACUUGAUCAAGAACAUAAUGUCAAAACACCUGACCCAGAACACAGUGUCACAACAUUUGAUCCAGAACACAGUGUAUCAACACCUGAUUCUGAACACAAUGUCACAACACCUGAUCCAGAACACAGUGUCACAACAUUUUAUCUAGAACACAAUGUCACAACAUCUGAUCCAGAAUACCAUGGUACAGCACUUAAUCCAGAACACAAUGUCACAACACUUGAUCAAGAACACCACAUCACAACAUUUGAUCAAGAACACAGUGUCACAACAAUUGAUCCAGAACACAAUGUCAUAACAGUUGAUUCAGAACACAGUGUCACAAGACUUGAUUCAGAACACAAUCUCACAACAUCUGAUCCAGAACACAGUGUCACAACACCUGAUCUAGAAUACCAUGUCACAGCACUUGAUCCAGAACACAAUGUCAUGGCACUUGAUCCAGAACACAAUGUCUCAACACCUGAUCCAAAACAUGAUGUUGCAACACCUGAUCCAGGACACCAUGUCACAACACUUGAUCCAGAACACAAUGCAACAACACCUGAUCCAGAACACAAUGUCACAACACUUGAUCAAGAACUCAAUGUCACAACACCUGAUCCAGAACUCAAUGUCACAACACUUGAUCAAGAACUCAAUGUUACAACACUUGAUUCAGAACACAAUGUCACAACACUUGAUCAAGAACACAAUGUUACAACACUUGAUUCAGAACAGACUGACAAUAAAGUUGAAGCGGAAAAGGAAUGCAAAAGUAUUGUUAAUGGUGAUAAUGAUGCUACAUUUGACCCAAUAAACAAUGGCAUGAAUUUUGUUGAUGAAAAUGAUACUGACAGUAACAUAGACGUUUACGAUGAAAUGGAGAAACACAGUGUCGAUAAUGGUGACAAUAAUGCCAUACAGGAGAGGGAAGAAAAUAACAUAAAUGUUGAUGAUAAAACGAUAACCAACAGUAUUGAAUAUGGUGACAAUAACUUUAUACUGGAAAGAGAACAUAAUAACACUGGUGAUGAAAAAGAAAGCAACAGUGUAAAAAGUGUACACAGUUACAAUACCCAUGUGCCAGAGCAAAGUAACGUUGAUGAUGCAGAGAAGAGCAACGGUGCAGAAAAUGAUAGCGAUAACAGAAUGGUUGAGUCAAAAUGCCAUAAAAUCAAUGUUGAUGAUGUAAAUGCAAACAACGAUGAAGACAGUGGUGGUGAUAACCAUUUACUUGAGCCAGAACAUAAUGAUGUAAAUGAGGAAAAUCAAAAGCAGAAGGAUGUUAAUGUUAAUAAAGAAAAGGAAAACAGCUGUUUAGAAGUUGGUGACAGUAAGGCUAUACUUGGAUCAGAACAUAAUAACAUAAAUAUUGAUGAUGACAAAGAAAGCAUCAGUAUAGAAAAUGUUGACAAUUGUGUUAAACUUGAUGAGGAACCUAGUUGGAUAACUUUUGAUGAUAAAACAGAAAGCAGCAUUGAUAAUAACACUACCCUUGAGCAGAAACUGGCUGAUAUAAAAGUUAAUGAAGAAAAUGAAAGCAAAAAUACAGCAAAUGAAAAAAAUAAAGCUAUACCUGAUCAAGAAAACAAUGUUAUAAAUGUUAAUGAUGAUAAAGAAAACAACAAUACUAUAAACUAUGACAUUACCCCUGAACAAGAUCUGAACGACAUUGAUAUUGGUAAUGAAACAGAAAACAUCUGUGUAAAUGAUGUAAACAGUAAAUCUAUACUUGAAGCUAUAGUUGGGCCAGAAGAUAAUGACAUAAAUGACAUAAAUAUUGAUCAUGGAAUAGAAAGCAUCACAAAUGAAAACAAUGAUUUUAUACCUGAUCAAGAACAAGAAGAAGAUGUUAUAAAUGUUAGUGAUGAAAUAGGAAGCAACAAUACAGAAAACACUACCCUGGAACAAAAACAGAAUAUCAUUAAUAUUGAUAAUGAUACAGAAAACAGCUGUGUAGGAAAUAGUAACAGUACCCAUGUACAUGAGCCAGACCAUUAUGACAUAUGUGUUGAUGAUGAAAAAGAAGACAGUAACACAGAAAAUGAUGACAACAGCAUCAUACAUGAGCCAGGGUACCAUGACAGUAAUGAAAACAGUGAAAGUAUCUCUAAAGCAAUUAAUGACAAUGACAUUGUUCAAGAUUACAGUGGUAUAAAAAUUGAUGAUGAAAAAGAAAGCACCAGUCUAGUAAAUAUCUUUAACACAGAACAGGAUGAUAUUGAAGUGGAUGAUAAAAAUGAGUGUAUUGGUGUAGAGGAUGACGACAAUAACAUUAAGCCCGAGCCAGGUGUAAUUGUCAGUAUAGAAAAUGAUAUUAACAUUAAUACGGAACUUGGACAUGGUGAUGAAAACCAUAAUGAUGACAACAAAAGCAGCAGGAGAAUAAAUUCAAUAACCUGUCAGCUUGAGAAAGAUGACAUUCAUUUUGAUGAUGAAAAUGAAACAAAUAUACAUGUAUUUGAUAAUGGUAACAAAAGGUGUAUGCCUGAACUGAACCGUGAUGGAAUCAACUGUGGCGAUGAAAAGGAAAGCAACAUUCAGGAAAAUAAUUACCAGACUGGUAUUCGUGAGAUAGAUGAUUAUAACAUACAAAAUGACAAUGAUAUUAAAUAUACCUCUCAAGAAAACGAAGGCAACACUUGUUUAGUACUCUCUGAACCUCAGGUCAUAAAACUGGAUCAUGAAAACAAAGAUUCGGGUUUUGAAAAUAAAGUCAACUUUGGUGAAUUCGAACAAUACAAAAGCAUGAAUGAUAAUGCUGACAAAAAAAGUAAUUUUCAGAAAAAUACUGACAUUGACUGUAUACUUGAGUCAGAAUGCGAUGAAAAAAGCAUAAGUAAUGACAAAGAAAAUGUUCUAGAAAAUGUUUACAACAUUGGUAACAAAGAUCUGAAACAUGAUGUUGUUAAUGAUGGAAUUGAAAUUGUCAAUGAUAGCAGAUACGAUAUUGAUGACACGGAAGGCAUCAAUCAAGACUAUGCUGACAACAUUAAUGUUUCUGAGCUGAAAAAUUAUGAUAUAGACAUUAAUGAUAUAAAUUAUGAGCAAGUAGGCAAUCUCAAUGAAGUCAAUAUUGACAAAGUAAGCAUCAUUGACGACGAUUCAGACAAAAACAGUGUGCUUUUGGCAAAACAGUGUGGUGAAGUCAUGUCAGUUGAUGAAACUAUGGACAAUAUUCAAGGAAAUAUUGACACCUGUGAUAUGAAAGAACGAAAUGAUAGCAUAGCAAAUAAUGAUCAAAUAGGAAACAGGGUGCAAGAAAAUUCUGAAAACACACAUGAUAUUGAUACUUGUCAGGACAUCACAGUUAAUGAUGUAAAAGGAAAAUAUGAAAAUGAAAAUAUUUGUGCCAAUAAAAUGCUUGAACCAACUUCAAAUGAAGACCUAUCAGUUGAAGAUGAAAAAGACAGCAUCAUGUCAGCAACUGAAAAAGAAAUAGUGAUGACAGAGGAUUUUGAAAAAGUAAAUGACAUGCAUGAAAAUUAUGAUAACAACACAGCUGUUGAACCAAAUGAUAGCAGUAUGAAUAAUGAUAGUAUAGAACGAAAAGUGAUUGAAAAUGAGUGCAACUAUAGUACACUUCAGCCUAAGAAAACUGAUUUAUCAGUAAAUGAUGAAAAGCAAAGCAACAUAAUAGAUGAUAUCGAAGAUAAUCUUGACCGACCUGAUGACAAAAGUGUUGUUUAUGAGAAAGAAAGCACCAGGCUAGAAAAUGGGAAGUGUGAUAAACUGGAGACUGAUAAUGAAGUUAAAAGCAACAGACUAAAUACUAUUGAAGACAAACAAAUUGACACAUUUGAAGAUGGUGAAGAAGUAAGCACUAAAUUAGAAAAUGUUGACAGCAAUGAUAAAAUUGAGACAGAACAAAAUAAUGGUAUAAUAUUUGAUGAAAAGGAAAACAACAUGCAAGAAAAAAUUGAAAGUAAAGACAACAUGGAACACUGUGGUGAUACAAUAGUAGAUGGUGAAGAAGAAGGCUUUGGACUACAAAAAAAUCCCUUAAGAGAUAUAAUUGAGAAAGAGCAGAAUAACAGUAAAACAAUUGAUGAUGAAAAAGAAAAUAAUACUGAAUAUGAAGGUACCAUUGAUCAAAAUAAUAAAUUAGCUGUUGAUGAUGUGGAAGAUAUAAAAUGUCUUGAUGAUAUUGACAUUAAUCAAGUCAUUUGUGUAGUUGAACAUGAAUUAGAUGAUAUCAAUUAUGAUUUUGAUAAAAAUGAAGGCAGGAUGAGAAAAAAAUUUGAUAGAACUCUUGAACAAGAAUCAAAUGAUGACACUAAGGUCUUUGAAGAUGUGUAUACAUUGACAAAUGUUGAGAUAGUUAACACAGCAGCUGUAGAGUGUCCUACUGAUAAGGACAAAGUUUCCAAAGAGCCACCAUCUUCCAAGGAAUCAAGUAGGUCAGAAAAUAAAGUUGGUAAGAGUUAUAAUAAGACAAUACAUUAUCAACAGAAGAAAAGUACCAAAAUCUCCAAACAGAAAGUCAAAGGUGAACAUGUAGAUUCAUCUGAUGAAAGUGAUGAUGACAUUGAUGACUCUGGUCAGUACCAUCCUGAACUUUAUACCAGGAUGAUUGACUUUAGUGCAGAUAUUAAUGAACCAGUUGAUAAAGAAGAAUUCAGUUUGAAAGAAAUUGAAAAGAUUAUAGAUAAGAUAGAGACUGAGACUGAUAGGGAAGAAAGUAACAAAACAUCAGACAAAGAAGAGCUGCCAGAGAACAAUAAAAAAGCACAAGAUCUUGCACCAGAAAAGAAGAAGAAAAUAUCUGUUAAAAAGGUCAUUCAAGGGGAUACUGUGAACUCCAGGGAUAAAGGUUCAGAAAGCUCUGAAGGCAUUGAUGAUGAAGGUCAGUACCAUCCAGAAUUAUAUGAAAAAGAAUGGAUUGUUAACAGAUAUGAAGAUGAUGUUGAUGAAGAGUGUACAUCACAACCAAAUAGCAGACAAAAUAUUGAAGUUCUCAAUAUUACAGAGAUGCCUGGUCUGUCAACAGUUGAUAUUGACCUUGAAGAUGCUGAAGGUGAUGAGCCUGUUGAUCCCAAUAUUGUAAAGGAGAAACUUGAAAAAUGGAUAAAGACAGAGAGAGAUUCGUCAAUUAAGAAAGAAACUGAGAGGUUUAUAAAUGAAGGUAUGCCUGGAGACCAGCAUGAAAUACAGCAAAAAAUUCAGGCUAAGUACAAUGAACAGAGGAGACAACAUGAUAAGGACAUAAAGGAGUUAGAAAGGCGAAACAGUCAAGAAAGAGCAUAUAGCAGAACUACUCAUGGCAGUCAAGACAGAUUGUACCAGGGCAGUAGACGUAACAGCCAAGAAUUUGUACACAGAAGCAGACAUAGUAGUCAAGACAGUUUGCACCAGAUGAGUAGACGAAGUAGUCAGGAAGGGGGAUAUAGAAGCAGGCGAAUGAGUCAAGAAGAGAUAUAUGCAAGGAGCAGGCAGAAUAGUGUUGAAGGAUUGUACGACAGAGGUAGGGGAUUAGUAGAUUAUAACAGACAUGGUGGUAGUCAUGCUCAAAGGCAGUCUAGUCAUGAACAUGUUACUGCAGUGAGACGUGACAGUUUCAAAGGCAGAGAAGGUGAAAUGACUAGAAGUGUUAGCAGACAGAGCAGUAGAGAAGGCUUUUAUGAUGAGAGAAAGUAUAGCAGCCCAGGUGAAUCGUAUGCUAGAAGUAGACAUAGCAGUGGUGAAGAGCUUCUUAGAAAAGGUGAAGGACUUUCAAGGCAUGGUAGUCAGGAUAAGUCCCAUAUUUAUAAACGACGAGAUAACUAUGAGAGAAGUGAAAGUGGUAGCUCUGAGAAAAUGUAUCAAGAUUUUCCAGAGGAUUCUAAAUAUCGAAGAAAAAAUGUGAUUGAAAAAGGAACACUCAGUAGACAUGAUGACCUUUAUGAAAGGAGGCAAGUGAGCCGAAGGGAAAGCCUUGAGCUUGUGCAAGAGAGAAAUGAAAGAAAUCAAAGCCUGCCUCAAUUUGAUGAAGGUUUUAUGGAAGGUCGGCUUGGAAGAAAGUCUGAUUAUAUUGAAGUGAAAAAGUUCAGAAAAGAUACAAAGCAUGGCCUUGGCAGUGAUAAGAAAAAGGCUGAUUUCCUUACUUCAGCACAGCUUAAAAUAUUUUGUCAGCCCCCAAAGAAUCCAAAACCUAAUGUUGGUCACGUUGACAUGCUGAGCGUAAGCAUCGAACGGCCUAAGGGCAAAGAAAACAAAAGAAAAAGCCUUGUAAGUAGUACAUCAAUUGAGAAAACGAGAGAUUUGCCAGAGUAUAACACAGAUUCAUUGGCGUUUCAAGCCAAGAUAUUUGACGUUUAUAGAUAUGAAAAACAAGAGAAAAAGGGGAGAAAAAGUAAUUUGAAAUCUGAUCUGGAUGGCAGAGGAAGUAAUCAAUACAGUGGACAAUUUAACGAAUCUGGAUUUCCGCAUAAAGAUAACAAGCUCCGUCAAAUUUACAACAGAAAUGUGGAUAUUGCAUCGAGUGCUAGCUUAGAACCCAAUAAUGUUAUUGAUCCGCUCGCGAAAAACAGAUGUGCUCAAAAACAUGAGGCAUACUUACGGACACCGUCCUUAGUAGCCAAUUCUAAUCAAGAUAAUGGAGAGACUUUUUAUUCCGCUAAUCCAGAUUAUGUACAUACACGGAGUAAAUACCAACAAAAUCUAGGGGGACGAAGGUGCCCAAACUCUAUUGAUGGAGUUAACGAUAAGGGCAGGAUGAAAAUUCCGACAAAGUCUGGGGAAACCUCACAAGAUGGCCCUCUAAGUUUAACAGAUACAUUCGCCCCAAUGGACCGAGGCCAAAACGACAGUCAUAAUCUCUCCCAGUCGCAGGGGAAACUUUCCGACAGCACGACGUCUCUCAACAACCGUCAGGCGCCGGCGAAAUCGCCGUCACGUCAGAACACAUUAGUGAAACAAACUUCCGUACAGUCGAAUCAGUCCGAGAUAAAUGGCGAGAAAAGAGACGAUCCUCAUGGCAUCAAGUUCGAAAGACUUAAAAAUCUCGAGGAGGAUGAUUUGAUGGCAAAAAUUAAGGAGAUCAUAGGUCACCUUGAGAAACUAGAAGAUUAUCACCGUGGCGACGGCAUGCGCAUACAGAAAAUGCUAGGUGACAUGUACUGGGACUACACUCACCUUAGAGAGAUGAUAGCUGACUGUAUGGCAGAAAAUGGAUACGCAGUUGUUUCCAUGAAGAUGUUGAAGACACUCAAUGGUAUAGGUAUAUUCAAGAAUGAUGAUGUCUGGUUCCCGACAUAUUAUACAUACAAUACUAUGUGGAACUUCUCUGAUGCUAGCAGCAAUCUUGCAAAGGCCCUCUCAGAAAAUGAUGCUGUCAGGUUGUUAACAUUAAACUGUGGCCAUAAACCCUACAUCAAUGCCUUACAUAGUAAAAAUGUAUUUUACGUAAUCAAGGCAUCAUUGAGUAUAUUACACAACAUGGCGAGAAACUCUGGGAUGAAACAUUUGUUUGAUGAAAACAAGACUUCAGAGACGAUCAUGCCUUUUAUGGACUCUGAAGAUGAAAUGUUGAAAAUUCUGGCAACAUUGACUAUAGCAAACAUAGUGGAUGAAGAAGAAAACAAAACAGUUAUCGCUGAAACAGGUACAAUACAUUGUAUGGUGAGUUGGAUAGAGAAGGCUAUCAGUUUACCACGACGUCGAUUUAAGGGCUUCACUCCGCAGGAAUUGACGGAAGGACUAAAUAAACUUGCUGUCAAUGACAGUAACAAAAUGAGAAUAGUUGAGGAAAGUUCGCUGCCAAUGUUUCUGUUAAUGCUGCAACACGAGGACGUUCGCGAACAAAGCUCUGCGGCCCGCAUUAUUUGGACACUUUCUUUCGAUAAAGAUGUGCGACAUAAACUGUUAGAACACUCUGAUCUCAUAGCGACUCUUGAAAAGCUCACGGAAAGUACGAAUAAAAGUGUACAACAAAAUGCCAAUGGUGCAUUGUGGAUUAUAAAGGGAGAGAAUGACAUAUCAAGGGAAAGUAAAAAUGCAAAUGAUCCGAACUACUACAAGCCAAAAGGUACACCAACAAAAUCACAUGUUUUCCUCAGCUACUCAUGGUCAGAUAAAGACACAGUAUUACAGAUCAGGGACAAAUUACGGGCGGAGGGUUACGCUAUAUGGAUAGAUAUAGAGAAAGGGUCAGCGGCAUCCCUCGAGGGGAUGGCCAAUGCCAUUGAGAACUCAGCUGUUGUACUAAUUUGUAUGUCAGAGAAGUACAAACAGAAUCCUAACUGUAGAACAGAAGCAGAAUAUACAUUCCAACUGAAGAAGGAUUACAUUCCACUCAUGUUACAGAAAAAAUACCGGCCUGAUGGUUGGCUGGGAUUUAUAUUGGGGGCCAAAUUAUACUUUGAUUUUAGCGGGAAAUAUCCAUUUGAGAAGUCUUUAACGGGACUUUUGAAGGAAUUAAGGGGUAGGGGACAGGUGACACCUAAUACAACCCCUGUAGGAAGUAAUGACACUAGUGAUGGUAACAUGGUAACAUCUCAAUCUCUGACCUCAUAUGCUAGUCCUGGGACCCCAGUGCCUUCCAAUUCAGUGUUAAUGUCGAUGGGCCAGGAAGAAUUAGUAAAAUGGCUUAGAGUUGUCAAACUAACAGAAUGUAUACCCGCCUUCCUAGAGUUUGAUGGGAGAUUACUCUUGCAGCUUAAACAAAUGAGGACAGAGGCCCCGGAAUUCUUCUAUCAGUGUUUAGAGAAGAGACUGAACAUGUCUUUGAUUGAAAUACUCAAGUUUACACGUGCACUUGAAGAACUACAUUAGCACGUGCAACAAAAAAGACAUAAAAUAAACAAUCUAUUAUAUAGAUAUGACUUACUGCAGUUACAACUCAACAGGGACUAAUGGGGGUUAUACAUUUCGUCACCUCGGUGCAAUAACUGGUUAACUCCUAUUAAAUUUAGAAGGAG
Molecule: messenger RNA, 9272 nt
Organism: Ruditapes philippinarum (Manila clam)
Lineage: Eukaryota; Metazoa; Mollusca; Bivalvia; Venerida; Veneridae
Exons: 20
Coding region: 1-9126 (3041 amino acids)
Biological process (GO): signal transduction
Source: RefSeq, a predicted model, not a curated record